AUGAGGCAUAUUCAACGCUCAGCAUCCAGCACUCCUGCAGCUCCCCGCAGUUUCCAGCUCACUCUUGCAGCUUCCAGCAGUCUCCAGCUCACUCCAACAGCUUCCAGCUCACUUCUGCAGCUACCAGCUCACUCCAGCAGCUUCCAGCUCACUCCUGCAGUUUCCAGCUCACCCCUGCAGCUUCCAGCAAUCUCCAGCUCACUCCUGCAGCGCUUCACUGACGUCCAGCGACCAGUUCCAACCUCCGGAUACCGUUCCCGAACAAACGACCUCUGUCGUCUUUCCACCCACUGUUCGCUAAUAAAGACACGAUUUCUAUCGUCUACAACGGACUAUCUGCAUUUGUCAUCCUUCUUUGCUAUUGCCAUCUCCUUGCCUUUGUGUCCCCUUUUUAGUUGCUCCCCUUACUUUCUCUCUCUUACUUUCUCUCUCUUACUUUCUCUCCUUUACUUUCUCUCUCUUACUUUCUCUCUCUUACUUUCUCUCCUUUACUUUCUCUCUCUUACUUUCUCUCUCUUACUUUCUCUCUCUUACUUUUUCCCUCUUACUUUAUCUCCUUACUUUUUCUCUCUUACUUUUCCCUCUUACUUUAUCUCCUUACUUUUCUCUCUUACUUUCUCUCCUUUACUUUCUCUCUCUUACUUUCUCUCUCUUACUUUCUCUCUCUUACUUUAUCUCCCUUACUUUCUCUCCUUUACUUUCUCUCCCUUACUUUCUCUCACCUUACUUUCUCUCCCUUACUUUCUCUCUCUUACUUUUUCCCUCUUACUUUCUCUCUCUUACUUUCUCUCCCUUACUUUCUCUCUCUUACUUUCUCUCCCUUACUUUCUCUCACCUUACUUUCUCUCCAUUUCUAUAUAUUAG
This is a messenger RNA of Acanthosepion pharaonis, 864 nucleotides long. The record is from the annotation of a GenBank genome assembly. Lineage: Eukaryota; Metazoa; Mollusca; Cephalopoda; Sepiida; Sepiidae.